AUGGGGUCCUGUUCUCCACGUGUUGCAGGAAGCUGUGUUGAUGAGCUGAGGCUUGCCGGCACCUACCAAGGCCUUGCUCAGAACAGCAGCAGGACAAACUGUGAAACUGUACUAGGUUGUGGCAUGAACUUCUGCCAACAUGGAGGUAUUUGUCAUCAGGAUUUUGACCACUCUAUUUGCAUAUGCCCUGCUAGCUAUACAGGAAGUUUCUGUGAGAGGGACCAUUCAAUGUCCAACUCUGAAAAUUCUGGUUAUCACUUAAUAUCUUCAGACAUUGACACUGGCACUAGCACCAAUGUUUUCGAAAACUUGCGGCCUGCGGGCUGUUUGCUGCCCUUCGAAUCACUCCUGGUCAAUAAUAAAUCAAAAGUUGCUCUGCACAAUGCCCAUGACCUCAGUAAUGGGGAAUGGAGUUCUGUGGAAGUGAUGUUUGGAGAGGUGGUGACCCUUGCUUUACUGGACAGCUCCUGUGUGGAGCAAAGAUUCAUUAAAGCUCAUUCUCCAUUUGAAAGUGAUCAAUAGGUAUGUGCUUGACAAAACUCCUUUUUGAGUGGUUUGCCAUUUGGGGGAGCAACCAGCAGUAGUGUUUAUCUGCUUAGUCUGUGUGUAUCAUCCACACCUUGGUUUGUAGGCUGUCUUCAAGACAUUAAAAUUGAUUUGAAUCAAGUAAUCUCAGAAAAUGUUUCUUCGGGCUUAUCAGUAAAGGUCAAGACAGGCUGUAAGAGAAAGGAUUGGUGUGAAAACCAGCCAUGUCAAAACAGAGGAUGUUGCAUCAACUUGUGACUUCAUUGCCAAUGUGAUUGCUACCAGCUCUUAGAAUGCCUGGCCUGUCUGGAAGAGUAUAUUUGAGUUAGAUUUGGCGAAGAUGACUCCACUGCUUUUAACUUGACUUUUAAACUUGACAAGAAUUAUGGAAAGAACUGUGCCUUCUCCAUAAAUACCAAAGUUCAUAGUCCCAAAUUCAAACCUCCUGCAGAGUUUAAUGUCCUUGUACAAAUUUUCAUAGGGAACCGGAGAUGGGUUCUGAAACUCCCAGGCCUCUGGUGGCAAAUGAAAGUGCACAACCAGAUAUCUUUUGUUGUCAGUGAAGUUACUUCUGGAAGCUUCAACUUUUUAAGGGAUAAUAUAGACUUUUAUAAGAGUGAACAAGGUAUCAACAAUAUGCAAAGCACACAAGGGUAUACAAUAGAUAUCAGAGGCAUCUCCUCUUUCAAUUUUGAUGAUGAUAGCAAAUUCUAGAAAAAUUAAUUUAUAAAAUCCUCGGUCAAUUGCAUUGCGACUGGAUGUUUUCAGUCAAAUGCCUAUAGUUCCAGUCCUAGUUUGCAUGGAGGAAUAUGUGAGAAUAUCUAUAGCUCUUAUCAUUGCCUCUGCCAUGGAUGGUCAGGCACACAUUGUGAAGUCAACAUUGAUGAAUGCUUCUCAAGGACCUGUAUCUAUGGCAACUCUACUUAGAAAAUAGCAGCCUAUUGCUGCAAGUAGGAGCCUGGAUACACUGGUGUAAACUGUGAAGUCAACAUAACCCAAUUGCCCUCAGCAGUCUGUGGGAAUGAGAAAGCAAAUCUCAUUUGCUGCAGCAAAGGCAACUGCAUCCAGUUCCAGAGUGAAUUGAAAUGCUGGCACUGGCCAGGUUUUACUAGGCAAUGGUGGAUCACGUUUGUGUUUUAUAGAGGAGAACUUGGUGGUGUUACUUGA
Suncus etruscus (white-toothed pygmy shrew) is the source of this 1692-nucleotide messenger RNA. It is a transcript of the gene CRB1, whose product is annotated as crumbs cell polarity complex component 1. Gene Ontology annotation, molecular function: calcium ion binding. The record is from RefSeq and is a predicted model, not a curated record. Lineage: Eukaryota; Metazoa; Chordata; Mammalia; Eulipotyphla; Soricidae.